This is a messenger RNA of Acanthocheilonema viteae, 912 nucleotides long. The record is from the annotation of a GenBank genome assembly. Lineage: Eukaryota; Metazoa; Nematoda; Chromadorea; Rhabditida; Onchocercidae.
AUGUCGAGCGACGUCCCGGCACCGCUAGUCCGUAUGGCUGCUGAUGAAAAGGUGGACGGUAAGGAGAAUAUCGACACGAACGGUAAUAUUCAGGAUGCCAGAAAUGAGGACAAAGGAGAAAACAAUAGCACUAAAGGACUUCGUCGUUCACGCAUUGUCGAUGACGAACGUCGUAUGGCUUGGGAAAUAGAACAGGCAAAAAAGCCCAUUCUCGAAAAAGGAGUAAAGGGUAGAGUCAAGUGGUACAGUGUCCGCUUUCAUUACGGAUUUAUCGCACGUGAUGAUGGCAAGGGGAACGACACAGCUAUUGCAAAAUCGCGAAUCAUUAAGUAUUACCUGCGUACUCUAGGGGAUGGUGAAGAAGUUCUUUUCGACAUAGUUGAAGGAAAGCGAGGACCUGAAGCCGCUAAUGUUACUGGACCAAAUGGUGCUGAGGUUCGUGGUAGCAAAUACCACAACUUUCAGUUCUACAGUUUUCGUCGUCGCAUAGCAUAUAUUCGUGAAAAAGUAGCUCAUCAAGAAAAUGACAAAUAUCGUCGUGAUGAACAGAACCGCAAAACAAACGAAAAACGAGAGGAUGACAAUGCAGAUCUGAAGAAACUAGGUCCUGGAAACCAUCGACGUUUUCGUCAUUUUAAAGCUCGUCAUCCGCCUUUUACUACGAAGAAAUCUAAUGGUUAUGGAGAUUAUGGUAAAGGUGAGGGUGGCGGCGGGGAUUCGAAGAAGAGAAACAAUCAUAGCAAUAUGAGAAAUGGCGCUCAUAGUGAAGGUCGUGGAGAUGUUCGUCAGUCAACACGCAAGAAUGAUGCAACACGUCAUCGCUCAACAGCUACUACUGAUGCAGGUCAAUCUGAGACGGAAGCCGUGGAGAAGGAAGUUAAGAAUGCUAAUGCUGCUGUAGGAGGUCAAUAA